Molecule: messenger RNA, 3520 nt
Organism: Saccostrea echinata
Lineage: Eukaryota; Metazoa; Mollusca; Bivalvia; Ostreida; Ostreidae
Product: SWI/SNF complex subunit SMARCC2-like
Exons: 24
Coding region: 25-3240 (1071 amino acids)
Biological process (GO): positive regulation of DNA-templated transcription
Cellular component (GO): SWI/SNF complex
Molecular function (GO): DNA binding; histone binding
Source: RefSeq, a predicted model, not a curated record
UGCAAGAACCAGUUUACAUCCAAAAUGGCGCUCCACAAGAAGAAAGACGGUUCACCUAAUGUUAAAUUCUUUGAGACCGUUGAAACAAUUGCACAAUUUGAUUCUGUGAGAACAUGGCUAAACAAAAAUUACAAAAAGUAUACACAGGCAGAUCCACCAACAAACAAAAACCUUGCAAGUCUAGUGUGUCAGCUUCUGCAGUUUAUGGAGGAUGCAUUUGGUAAACAAGUCAGCAAUCCAGCCUUGACCAAAUUACCAAUGAGAUGUUUCCUUGACUUCAAGCCUGGUGGUUCUCUGUGUCAUAUCCUUGCUGCUGUCUACAAAUUUAAGAGUGACCAAGGAUGGAGGAGGUUUGAUUUUCAGUCACCAUCUCGCAUGGACAGGAAUGUAGAGAUGUUCUUACAGAUUGAGAAGACACUGGUCCAGAACAAAUGUCUGAUCAUGCCCAUUAUCUACAUUAUGACAGAUAUGGACAAGGUCAUUCUCCCGAAACUCAAGGACAUCAUUAAACGACAUCAGGGAACUAUCACAGAUGAUGACGAGGAGGCUACUCAUAUUAUACAUGUUCUGCCAUCACACCCACCAGCUGAGGAGGAGUUUAUUCGUCCUGUGAUGAAGAGGGAUCGUAAUGCAAUGAUACACUGGUGGUACACUCCUGACAGUUAUGAUACUUGGGUCCCUGAUGUAUCUCCAGAUCUGGAGAUAGAAACACCUCAGCACACAGGGGCAUGGGAGGUGACAGCCCGUUGGUUGUUAGAUCUAGAGGAGUACAAUGAAUGGAUGAAUGAGGAAGAUUAUCUGAUAGAAGAUGAGUAUGAAACGAGGAAAAAUAAACGUCCAAAGAACAAGUUUACAGUGGAAGAGUUCAUAGCCAACCAGGAAAGUGACAAAAGAGAAAAGAGAGACAAAAAGAGCAAAAGGAAGAGGUCUCCCUCCCCCAGCCCUGCCCCUUCAUCAGAGAAAAAGAAGAGAAAGAGCACAAGAACCCCAGGAGGACCAGGAAAUUCCAAAAAGAGGCUGAACAAAGAGGAUACAGAUGAUGACCUCACGAGGGACAUGGAUGAUCCCCUCCCAGAAACCAACAUCCAGGAGGUUCAGCUCUCCAAACAGUCCAGCAGUAACCGUAGUAACAAGGACAGUGAAAACCAGCCAAUCAAAGGAGGGAUGAUUAUGGACAUGGAUGAAGAAGCCAAUGACAAGCUUAUUGGUGAAGAUAGAGGUGAUGAAGAGGGAAUGGAUGAAGACACCAAGCGAGAGAAAGAGGAGGAGGACACAGUGACAGAACAGACCCACCACAUCAUCAUACCCAGCUACUCGGCCUGGUUUGACUAUAAUGCCAUUCACGCGAUUGAGAGGCGGGCAUUACCAGAAUUCUUCAAUGCCAAGAACAAGUCUAAAACACCAGAGAUAUAUCUAGCUUACAGAAACUUCAUGUUAGAUACAUACAGACUUAACCCCACAGAGUACUUAACAAGUACAGCAUGUCGGAGGAAUCUGGCAGGGGAUGUUUGUGCCAUUAUGAGAGUUCAUGCAUUCUUAGAGCAGUGGGGUCUGAUUAACUAUCAGGUAGAUGUGGACAACAGAGCUACAGCCAUGGGACCACCACCCACCUCUCACUUCCACAUCAUGGCAGACACCCCCUCAGGGCUACAGCCUGUAAACCCACCUAAAAUUAACCAGCCCUCUGCAGCCAAACAGAUUGUUUGUUUUGAUGACAAAGACAAAGAAAGAGAAACAAGCGAAGGUAGAGAGUUGUCAGACUUUAGUCUACGCAUGGAUAUGUAUGCCAAAAAAGCAUUGAAGGACAAGGGAGCAGCAACUCGUUCUCGUGAAUGGACAGACCAGGAAACAUUACUUCUACUAGAGGGAUUAGAAAUGUACAAAGAUGAUUGGAACAAAGUCAGUGAACAUGUGGGGAGUCGUACACAGGAUGAGUGCAUACUACACUUUCUCCGCUUGCCCAUUGAAGAUCCAUUCCUAGAGGAAAGUGACUUCAGUCAUGCAGGACCUUUAGCGUACCAACCUGUUCCUUUCUCUCAGACUGGAAACCCCAUCAUGUCUACGGUAGCCUUUCUGGCUUCUGUUGUAGAUCCCAGGGUUGCUGGUGCAGCUGCUAAGUCAGCUCUAGAGGAGUUCUCAAAGAUGAAGGAUGAGGUCCCUCCUGCUCUGACUGAUGCCCAUGUCAAGAUGGCAGAGGACGCCCACAAGGAAGGAAAAUCUGUGGAUGUAGAGUUUGGGCUUGAGAAAAGUGGAAUCGCAGGCACGGCUCCAGAGAAAGAGGAGGAAGAGCCUUCAAAAGAGGAGGAAGAAAAGAAAGAUGAAGAAAAGUCAGAUGAAAAGAAGGAAGAGGACAAGGAAGAAAAGAAAGAGGAGGCCAUGGAGACUGAUGCCAAGGAGAAUGAAGAAAAGAAAGAAGUGAAGAAGGAGGAGAAAGAAAGUGAACAAGAAAAUGCUGAGCAAACUAAACCAGAGACGGAUGUAAAAGAGGAGACCGAGGAGAAGAAAGCCGAGGACCAGAAGGAGACGGAGGAACAGAUCAAGGAGAAGACUGCCCUGGCGGUGGCUAAAAUCCCCAUCAAACCUGACGGCAAUGUGGCCACUGCUGCCGCAGCUGCUCUGGCAUCAGCUGCCGUUAAAGCCAAGCAUCUAGCAGCUGUUGAAGAAAGAAAGAUUAAGAGUUUGGUGGCUUUACUAGUGGAGACACAGAUGAAGAAAUUGGAGAUUAAGUUACGUCACUUUGAGGAAUUAGAGGCUAUUAUGGACAGGGAAAGAGAUGCAUUGGAGUACCAAAGACAGCAGCUUCUCCAAGAAAGACAGCAGUUCCACAUGGAGCAGAUUAAAGCUGCUGAACACCGUGCUAGACAGAUGGCCAUGCAGCAGAUGGUGACAGAACAGCGACAGCAGAACAUGGCAGGAGGGGACCAAGCUUCUGCUGUGGGACACAGCAUGGCUCCUAACCCCUCCCUAGCUGCAGCAGUGGGACAGAGUUAUCCACUUUCUGGGUCACCAAUGCCCCCACAAGGUCCACAGGCUACCCAGGGAUCUCCAGCUCCUCCCCCUCCUUCACAGACUACACUGCCACCCCCUACCCAGUCUGUCCCCAACAGCUCAGCAGAUGGGGACUCAUCAGGGACCACCACAUCCAAUGAGAUGCAAGCAGAACCAAUGGCAACAGACCCUCCACAGUCCACGGCUAUUCCUCCCUCACAAACCAUGAUUGGAAACAGUCCAGUCUCUUAACAUUACUGAAAUCAUUGUCAUCCUUUCAAAUCAUCAUCGAUCACAAGCUUUGUUUUCUUCAGAAGACUGCUGUACUUCAUAAAUCAAUGUGUGGCAUAUUGUGUUGUUGACAAAGGAAGGUGCUUAGCAUACAGACUCUAUGUGGACGAGGUCGUACAAAUGUUGUGUUCUCGUGCUGUUCUCAUCCCAGACUUUGUUGUUUAUCAUGUGAAUCUCUGUAUCAGUGGAGCAUUUACCUAUUUUGUAGUAUGAUGUAAUAAAUUUUAUGUCUAUCAGAAAA